Centruroides sculpturatus (bark scorpion) is the source of this 1194-nucleotide messenger RNA. Its product is annotated as alpha-1,6-mannosyl-glycoprotein 2-beta-N-acetylglucosaminyltransferase-like. The transcript has 5 exons. Gene Ontology annotation, cellular component: Golgi membrane; Golgi stack. Gene Ontology annotation, biological process: oligosaccharide biosynthetic process; protein N-linked glycosylation. The coding region runs from base 306 to 1190 and encodes 294 amino acids. Lineage: Eukaryota; Metazoa; Arthropoda; Arachnida; Scorpiones; Buthidae. Gene Ontology annotation, molecular function: alpha-1,6-mannosylglycoprotein 2-beta-N-acetylglucosaminyltransferase activity. The record is from RefSeq and is a predicted model, not a curated record.
AUUUAAAACGGUCGAAAGUUAUUAAUAAAGGCAAAUUUCUAUCUUAUGAACGCUUGACGGAACUCGAGCGAAUGUCGAAAGAGGGAGAAGUUGCCAUCUCGAUUUCAUCAAUGGAUGUAAGAGGGCGCGGUUUUAGGGAAAUGGAAGCGGUGGAGAGGAUGUUGCUUUCGUCGUCCGGUUAGGCCACGGCUAAAUAAUAAUAAAAAAAAAAGGUCACUAUUGACUUUAAACAGCUGUUCUUAAAGACGUUUACAAGAAGAAAAUGGACUUUUUAUCGUUUAUUCAUUCUCUAAUGAGAUGAAAGAAUGGCCACGGCGCGGUUGUGUACUGCAUUAUUGCGCCGACAUCUAACUCAGGUUGUGAAGACUGCGCUUCUUUUAUUUAUAGUCUCUUUCUUAUGGCUGCAGCUACGAAUAGUUAGUUACAAACCAGAUUUCUUGUACCGCAAUGCAAAAUACGGAGAAUUGGAUAGUGCUUUCUUUGCGAAUUUUAGUGCAAUCAUAAACUCUGUUAAUCAUACUAUGCCAUCCUCAUUAUAUGAAUUAAAAAAAAUAAUACAAGAAAUAAAUAAAGAACAAAAAGUUUUAAAUAUACAGAAAUUUGGACCUUUGCUGUAUAAAGAUGUUGUUAUCGUUGUUCAAGUUCAUAAUAGAGGACAGUAUCUGUAUGCUCUUAUCGAAUCGUUACGACAGGCCGAAGGAAUCGGACAGACUUUAUUAAUAUUUAGUCACGAUUUAUUCGAUCCCGAGAUCAAUGCUUUAAUUCAACAGAUCGAUUUUUGUAAGGUAAGUAUUAUAUACAAAUUUCUAUAUAAUAUAAAAUUACUAAUGAUAAUAAGUAAAUUUGAUGAUGACAUUAAACUUUAUAGUCAUGCAUUGUUGCAAGCAUUUAUUCAUUUUAUUCUGAUUAAAAAUCAUCAUAGAACAAAUGUUACAAAGACUGCAAAACUAAACAAAGCUUUAAAAAAAAACUGUAACAAUGCCAAAUAUCCUGAUCUGUAUGGACAUUACAGAGAAGCAAAAUUCACUCAAACUAAGCAUCAUUGGUGGUGGAAGAUGAAUCAUGUAAUGGAUGUUUUAUUUAUAACAAGAAAUCAUUCGGGACCCGUUUUAUUGUUGGAAGAAGAUCAUUAUGUUGCACCCGAUUUUCUAGUGAUGUUGAGUCUAAUGGAAGCAGAACAAAAACAGUAAGCUC